CUAUUUUGUACGAGCUAAUAUGUUUUAAAGGUUAGGAAGAUGGCAGAAACGGAUGACACCUUCACUGGCACGGAGCAUCCAUACCAAAAGCCCCAUGGACUACAGAUUGCAUCAACUAUCAAUCUUCGUACAGACCCAAGAUGUCGAGGGUUCUUUGAAGACUGCUUCCAGCAAGGUCAGAUGGGAUCCUGUGUUGCGAAUGCAACCGCGGCUUGUUAUCUCUUCGAGCUCCGCAAACACAAUGUUCUCAACAGUAUUCCUGGCGAGACAAUCAUUCCAUCUCGACUCUUCAUCUACUACAAUGCUCGCAUUGCGUUGUCUCAAAAUAUCGCAGACAGAGGGUGUUUCAUCCGUCACGCAUUCAGAAGUCUGGAAAAGUAUGGAGUAUGCUCGGAAGCUUCUUGGCCCUAUGAUAAACUCAGAACAAAUGAUAAGCCGCCCGAUGCUUGCUUUCAAGAGGCACUCGAACACAAGAUAUCUACGCAUGAGCGCUUGGAUGUCCAUCGUAACGCAAAAGGACCUGAUUCAACCUUGGAUAUGGAUGCGGAUGGUGACAUUGUCCUCGAAAAUCUUCGAUCUUGCCUCAGUGAAUGUCGCCCGGUGGUUUUUAGUCUCACUUGGAAGAUUGGGGAUGCUGUGUGGGACAGGGACAGACCAAAUGGCAUGUGGCACAUUCAUGCGAUGGCAAAGACGAGGCACUCCAAAGUGUCCCUGCCAAAAGCUGCACAUGCUGUCAUGGCUGUUGGUUAUGAUGACAAUUCAAAGCAUGUCCUUUGCCAAAAUUCGAUGGGUGUAUCGAAAUUUCUUUUUUGGAUUCCCUAUGAUUGGAUCACUGACUUUUAUGCUACGAGCGAUUUUUGGACGAUGAAAAUAAGCCUUCAAACCCCUACAAGAAUUUCUUGAAAACU
Bipolaris sorokiniana ND90Pr is the source of this 908-nucleotide messenger RNA. RefSeq lists its product as uncharacterized. The record is from RefSeq and is a predicted model, not a curated record. NCBI's taxonomy places the organism in Eukaryota, Fungi, Ascomycota, Dothideomycetes, Pleosporales, Pleosporaceae. The transcript has a single exon. The coding region runs from base 40 to 903 and encodes 287 amino acids.